This is a messenger RNA of Asparagus officinalis (garden asparagus), 3439 nucleotides long. RefSeq names its product formin-binding protein 4. NCBI's taxonomy places the organism in Eukaryota, Viridiplantae, Streptophyta, Magnoliopsida, Asparagales, Asparagaceae. The transcript has 10 exons. The coding region runs from base 131 to 3010 and encodes 959 amino acids. The record is from RefSeq and is a predicted model, not a curated record. Gene Ontology annotation, molecular function: protein binding.
CUCUCCCUUCCUUCCAGCCCUCCCCGCGAUUCUCACCCUUUCCUUCACUUUCUCGCCCAGAUUUAAGAAAAACCCUAAAUUGGACCCGAUCUCAUCUAAACAUUGAGACCCUAGAUCUCAAUAUAAUCGAAUGGGGAAACGCAAGGAGCGCCGUCUUGCGGCCAAGAUGGCGUCCGGCCGGCGAGUAAAGCUCGACCUUUUCGAUGAACCCUCGGGAGAUAUAGUGGAUGCUACUGCACAUGAUGAAGUUGGAGGGGAUAUUGACCAGGAUCAUCGUGAUGUGGUCCCUACUUCACCAUCGUCUUCAGGCCAGACACAGGAAAAUCCACUACUACUACUGGGUCAAUAUAGUGAUGAUGAAGUGGAUGGGGGGACUAGCAAGCGGCCGAAAGUUGAUGGUGAUGGGAGUUCAUCAGAUGGCCUGGAUGAGAAGGAGCUUACUGAAAAUUUAGGAGUUACUGAGAAGGAUGAUACUAGCGAUAAACAACAAUCAGGACAAGUUGAUACUGCUGAGAAUCUGGCGGGCACGGAGGGGAAAGAAAAUGACUCUAGCUAUGCAACUGCUGAAGCCAAUGAAACUGAUCCUGUGAAACACGACAAUAUAACCGAACCUUCUGGCAUUCAAGUCAAUGGUGAUUUGGCUGGAGGUUGGAAAAUGGUUGUGCACGAGGAAAGCAAUCAAUAUUAUUACUGGAAUACUGUGACCGGAGAGACUUCAUGGGAAGUACCUCCUGUUUUGGCAGAACAAACCAUUUCUGGUGCGGAAGGAGAUGGUUCACAGUUAGAUCCUCAUCUAACUGAAUCUGCAACCUAUGCGUAUGCGACUGGUGAUCUAGGUGCUAUGGGGGUUGGUCACCUGAUCUCUAAAGAUAUAGGAGAUGGUAGCAGUAUUUUGGAGAGUAAAAAUGAAAAUGGAGAGGUUGGACAUGUUGGUUUCGGAGCCAACCAAACCCUAGUUCAUCAUAAUAAUUCUACAGCUCGCAUAUCAUAUUUCAUUCCAGCUGCACUUUCUGAUUUUGGCUCCUUAGCGCAAAUUAAUGCUGUCAGUGGGGGAGUUCCAAUGACUGAAGGUCAUGUAUUAAAUGAUGGCCAUAAAGAUAAGCAUUACAUUGAACCUAACGGAAAUUGUGGACCAGUGGACGUUCAUUCUUCUCGUGUGGUUAAAUGUUGUGAAAGCUUGUUACAAAGACUGGAAGCACUUGAUAGGUGUGGGAAUCACCUUGAAAGUCAUGAAUGGAUCACAAAGGAGAUACAGAUUAGACUUUCUGAUUGCCGAGCACUUUCAUCGUAUGGUUCUUCUCUUCUUCCUUUCUGGUGGCAUACUGAAGAACAGCUAAAGCAACUUGAAACUACUAUUAGCAAAGGUGAAGCUUCCUUCGUUGUUCUUACUGAUGAACGUGAUGGCAACUUGGAAGAUACACAGAAUUCUUUGUUAAAAGAUGAAGGCCCCUCCCAAAAUGUGGAACUGGAACCUGAAAUGGAAAAUGAAAAAGAUAUAUCAGUUACUGCAAAAAGCUCCUGCCACUCCCCUAGUUUUGGUACAUUGAAGUUACAGACUGAACCCACUAGUCAACCACUUGAGUACAAAACUGUUGCAACUGAUGGAUUUUCUUCUGCUUCUCACCAUUUGAAGGGCGAGCAAGAGCAAGAAAGCAUCCGGGAUUCUAAUCCAAAUUCUGCCUCUGUCAAUUUGGUAACUGAAGGAUUACAUGCUGAUGAUGACAUUGAUAUGGAUGUGGAGAUGGAAGUUGAUGAAGAGCCACCUUCAGGCCAAACAGCUUCUGUGGAUCUGCAUAGUACUGAAUGUCCUAUGCCAUCAGAAGGAAACCAACCGCUCCCAGAAUUUCCUCCACUGCCUUCAAAUGAGCCCAGUGUCCCUCCUCCACCAGAUGAGGAAUGGAUUCCUCCCCCACCUCCUGACAAUGAACCAGCUCCUCCACCUCCCCCUGAAGAACCAUCACUUCCAUCGGUUCCUCCACCUUAUCCUGAUACUGUGCUGUGCCCUCCAUAUCCUGAUCAAUAUAAUGUUGGAUACGCUGCUCCAGUGUAUGGGUAUUAUCCCUCCACAGCAGAUGUUGCAGCAGAAGUCACUGGUGGUAAUUAUUAUGCUGAGGCUGAACAUAGCCAUAUUGCUGGAUUACAGUCGUCAUCUUACUAUGAGCCUGUAGUUACUAGUGCUUCACAUGAAGUGGUUGUUGAUGUGAAUCAAGUUAAACCUGUAGCGUACUAUGAUGUUUCAAGUGGAACCAUUCCUUCUGCACCAGUUGGCACUAGCAUAGGAUCCUCUGGGUACCACAUAGAAUCUGGUCCCUUCACUUAUGCUACUGCUCCAGUAUCAGAUCAUACUGCAUCUGCUGGGUUCACCACAGAUACUGGAAGCAAUUUACCUAAGGGGAAUAGUGAGCUUGGAGCACCUUCAAUUAUUGCCAAGUCUCAGGUACAGGCGGCAUUUGUUGCAUCCAGUGCUCAACCUGUAGGAAGUACUUUGGUCAAUGGGAGUGCUGCAGAUACACUCCCUGUUGCCUCGUCCAAAAACCAAACAAAGGUUAGAAGGAAGAAGCACACAGUUGCAGUUGCUCCAAGCUUGAGGUCUAAUAAGAAGGUUUCUAGUUUGGUUGACAAGUGGAAGGCCGCAAAAGAGGAAUUGCAUAGCGAAGAGGAUGAAGAACCUGAAAAUGCAUAUGAGGUUUUAGAGAAGAAGCGUCAGAAGGAAAUUGAGAAAUGGCGAGCACAACAAAUUGCCAGUGGGGAAGCUCAAGAUAAUGCUAACUUUCUUCCUCUAGGUGGUGACUGGCGCGAAAAGUUGAAGCGCAAGAAGGCAGCAACGAGAAGUGAAGCAGUUCAAACACCACCAGAGGUGGUUGACAAUGAGAAACAGCAACCUGAUCUAGUGGAACUCUCAAAAGAUCUUCCUUCUGGGUGGCAGGCUUAUUGGGAUGAUUCCUUUAAAGAGGUGUACUACGGAAACAGCAUCACGUCUGAGACGACCUGGACUCGGCCUACAAAAUGAAUCCAAAUCCUUUCUGUAUAAAUAUUUUCAUUUACCUGUACCAUCUAUAUAGUUUUUGAGCCUGCUCCAAAAUUUCUAUGCACGACAUGUUGAAAUGCGCUCAAAGAUUAUUGUUGAUUUUUGGCUAUAUGUUGGAGGCCUAAAUUAAUACAGAAAUAGUACCCAAUUUCCGCUUGCACUGCUUCUCUUUUAUCCAGCGCCACCAGCUACUUUGCUCGCCUCUUGCUUCGGAUAAUAUGUUACUACUUGAUCAUCGUCUAGAGCUGUUAUGGGGAACGAUGGUCUACUGCUUCAUUUUAAAAUGGGUGAACUUGUAGAUACGCUGGCUGCUGUACUCUUUUAAGGGUUUAGGCAUUUACUACCGCUACUCUUUUAUUAGCAUUGAGGUUGUAUCUUCAAUACCUAUAAUAUAACAGGGGUUGUCUUCAA